AUGGCUCCGUCUCUCAUGUCUCCCAUCACGGCCCACGCGCCCACUCCCCUUUCUCCGACUAUACUCUCCCCCUCCCGUCGAGUCUCGGGCUUCCUGGACAGCGACAGCAUCUCGAACAAUGGAUUGUCUCGCUCGUUCACUUCCCGGAGGGUCUCCUCCCGGAAGUUCAACAACGAGACUUCCAACAUCUCCAACGUGGUCUACUCUCUCAAGCGUCGUAGUGGUGAUGAACUCGGCACGUCUGCUUCGUCCAAGCUUCUCAACGCUACGCAUGCCUCUCUGCUAGAUUGGAUCCGUGCUCAGCGCAUGAGCAACCUGCCCCCUGAGGGAAGCAGCUAUGACAAGGUGCUUGCCUGGGCUCAGCUUUUCGUCGAAAGACUGCAUUCCUUUGACCUCGCGAUUGAAGAAUUCGCUGGUGACAGCUACCUUGCUGCUCAGUUGGCCUAUGGCUACUGUGCCAUCCUACUGGAGCUGGGCAAGGAGAAUGCCCCCGCGCUGACCACCUCCUUUGGCUUCUUUUACAGCACCUCCAUGUCGCUGGUGAACCUGCUGGAGCGCACUGAGCUCUUCAGUGUCUCCCAGGAGAUCCGCGAGCAGCUGGUUCUGGCUCUGGCUGACCUGGUGACCCUGGUUGCCAGCGUGUCGACGCACUUCCACCGGGCCAUCCGGGGAAUGACUGCCUCUUCCGUCUCCAUUGACAUUCACAACACCUUCCCUGGUCAGAUCCAGACCUUCCGUGAGCGGUGUGUCAAGAUCGCCGAGUCGAUGUGGCGACACAAGCUUAUGAAAGAGAACCUUGAUGGCGACCGAGUGUUCGAGGUCAAGGCGAUCAAAUCGUGGCUUGCUCCCGAGGAUCCCGUGCUCACUAACGUCGCCGAGACGACCUCCCACCUCGCCCACGAGCGGGCUGAACUGACGUGUCUCUGGAUGGCGCCCUACCUGACUCGUUUCCUGAAGAGUCAGAACCGGACUCUGACCAUUGGUGGCAAGCCGGGCUCUGGAAAGACCGUCUUGGCCUCGGUCAUCGUGGACCACUUGCAGCACCCCAUAGGCGGUGUCACUUACAAGACACUGUUUAUCCCCGUCAAUGGCAGAAUCCCUGCGGAGACCACCCCUCGGGCCAUUGCCAAGGCCAUCCUGUACCAGCUCUUUGAGAAGCGCAUUGGCAACAUCGGUCUGCUCCAGAUCCUGACCGAUGCCUUUGAGCGCAGCAAGAAGGCCACCAACGACAACGACUACGACAACAUUCUUUGGAAUGCCCUCGAGCGUGCGCUGGCCGCCGCUCUCAAGGGCGCCAAGGAGUUGGUCAUCGUCGUUGAUGGCGUCGAUGAGUCCACUUGCGGCGAAUCGGUGCUCCUCCAGAGACUCACUGGAGCGACUACCAAGGGUACCAACGUGAAGCUGAUUGCCCUCGGCGGAUCGAAGCCCCCGAGUGCAGAGGGCCAGGUCCACGUCCAGAUUACCAAUGAUUUGAUCUUCGAUGACAUUGCUUCGGUGGUGCGAGGCAACUUGGAGAAAACCUCCGUGUUCCCGAAGAUGGACGAGCUGGACCGUGAGACUGUCGUCGACCGUAUUACUUCGGCAUCCAACGGCUCGUUCCUCUGGGCCAAGCUCGCAUCCAAGCGUGUUCGCCACGAAGACAGUGUUGACAACCUCAACAAGGCCGUUGACGCCGUGGUGAGCCAGAAACUGACCAUCACGGACUUUGCUCUCCAUGUUCUCCAGAAUCCCGAGGUCAAAGAAGAGGCUAAGUUUAUGCUCCUUUGGCUCGCAACGGCAGACCGCCCUCUUGGUCUGAGGGAGCUUGCCAUCUUGGCUUCGGUCCAAAAUGACAAGAACGCCGUCGUUGACCGUCAUAUCGACACGCUGCAAUUCCUGAAGCCGUUGACAUCUCUCGUCUUCCUGCAGGAGAGUCAGGUGUAUCUCCGCCAUGCUCUCGUUCGGACUGCGGUCUUGGAUGUGUUCUCCCAGGGUAAACUGAUUCCAAACCUCAAAGACCGCCACGCCGAUCUUGCUACUAGACUGUUAGUCUAUAUCAAGAGCACUGUGAUCCAGCCUAGCGAGCCUUCCCUGACUCCUCUCGACUGGCACGACACCAACAUUCUCGUGAACAAGCACCCUCUGCUGGACUUUGCCAUUCGCUACUGGCCCGUGCACUUCAAGCAGACCUCUGUGUAUGCCAGCGAGGGCGAGGUCCCUGCGGCGAAGUCGUUCUCGAAGGUGUUCCCAACCUUGACCACGGUUUACCUUCUUUCAAGCACCCUGUGGGAGAAUCAGCCAACUCCCCAGCUGCUAUCGUACCAGACUACUAUUACCAAUGUCUAUCGCCAGGUCCUGACAACGAACCAUGUGGUCACCCUCCAGUCCAUCAUAUCUCUGGCUCAGCUGUACCGUCGUCUUGAGUACUAUCCUGAGGCCAUCCCCUUGUUCCACGAGGCUACCACGCUCAGUCGCGCUUUGCUCACCACUCGUCACAUUGUGACGGUGCAAAUGGCCACUACUUUCAUUGAGUUGACCACGGAGAAGGUUACCAACACCAAGACCGAUAUCAUGACCAAGCGCGAGGAGAUCCUGACUCUGCUGAUUGAAUGCUACAAGGUUCAAUAUGGAAGCACUAGCGAGAAUGUGGUGUCCACCUACAAGCAGCUGGUUGAGCACUACCGCCUGAUCAAGGAAGAGACCAAGGCUCAGGAGAUCAUCAAGAUUGUUCGCUCCAUCACCACCUCCGAGUAUGGUUCCGAGUCCCAUGACAGCCGUGGAAACCUUCACGUGCAUCUCCGAGGCCGUGGUCAGAUCGAAACGGAAACCAACGUGGGCCUUGCUCUGGACGUUGAGGAACAUGACGAGCUGAUCGAACAGUCUGGCUCUUACGAGUUCGAGGGUUUGAUCAAGCGCGCCGAGAAGUACGUUGCCGAGGGCAAGCAUGAACUCGCCGAGCUCACCUACGUUGAGAUCUGGCAGCAUGUGAGCAAGGAGUACCGCGCCAACUACUCCUCCCUCUGGGAAGAGCGCAAGAUGGAAGUCGCCCUUGCCUACACCAAGUUCCUGCACUCGCAGAAGCGGGAAUUUGAGGCCUCUUCUGUCAUCUCCAGCCUUUGGCAGGAGUAUGAGCAGACCAGCAUGGCCAUUUCCGAAAGCUCGGUCUCGCACUUCCAGGAGGUCGCCAAGGUGAUGAAGACCGUUGGCUUGUCUACUUUGGCCUUGACCGUGUUCAAGCACUGCUCGCACUUCUACCAGAGCACCAACCGCACCCAGUCCUCCAGCUACAAGGAGGUGCAGCAGAGCAUCCAAAGCACCUCAAGGGAAGUGAUGCAGUCGGUCAGCUCGUCCACCACCGUGACUUCGGAGACCACUCUGGAGGAGAUGAUCUUUGAGGCCACCACUUCAACCACCACCGUUGAACAAACUUCCUUCAGCGCGACCCACAGCCUGGUUGAACUCUAUGUCUCGCAGCACCGCUGGCAGGACGCCACCCGUGUCAUUAAGAAGGUCCUCCACGGUGUCUGGCCUUCGCUGUUUGCUCCCUCGCUCCAGGACGUCACCCUUCCUGCUCAGCACGUUGAACGAUGUGUUGAGCUUGCCGAGCGUCUCAGCCGUUGCUACCACUCCCGCCGUCGCCUGACCAAGGAGGAAGACAUCCGUGUCCGAAUCUACCGUGCCGUCCGUUCUGGUCGGAAGGUCGAGGACAAGCUCAGGGAACGUGCCACCACGGAGCUUCUCCGCUUGUUCGAGCGUAACUCGCGUACGGACAACACUAUCAACCUUCGCCAGGAGUUGUUGACCGACUACAUCCAGCACUACGGUCCCGAGCACCCGAUUGUCAUUGAUAACCUUUGGAUUCUGGCCAAGCUUACUCGUCCUCGCCCCAUCUUCAUUGACUACUACCAGCAGAUCAUCCGCGCCUUGAACAAGGCCUCUCCGGUCUGCCACCCGGAUGCCUUCGAGCCUCUCGUCAUCGUCGCGGGUGAGCUCUGGAACCAAGGCCGCUACUCGGAUGCUCUGCACUACUACAAGGUCAUCUUCACGACCUUCCUGAACCAGCCCAAGCAGCUUCCCAAGUUGCAGGAUCAGACCUUCGUGCAGGAAUUCUUCACCCGGUACACUCAUUGCCUGCGCAGUGUCCGUACUGAGUUCAGCGUCCUUCACAAGAUCACCACUGAAUACCAGACCAAGGUCAAGGCUGUCUUCACCGCAACUGCCACUAUCUCUGUCCAAGCUACCUUGACCCUUGCGAAGCUUUGCCAGGAAUCCAAGCGCUAUGAGAUCGAGGCAAUCACUCUGUACGAGGAGUUGCUCAAGGUCAAGUCUGAGGAGCUCGACUACCAGGAGAUCUCUGCCACCCUGGAAGCGAUCUACGAGGAGCAGGCUGCUGUCGUGACAUCGACCAGUUCCGAGUCCGUCUCUACCGCCCAGGUCGAGCGUGCCGUCAAGGUCUUGCGCAAGCGCAUCACGACGGUCCGUGAGACUUACGGCUGGGCUCACGAAGAGUCUCUCUCCAAGAUGAAGGAGAUGGUCACCUUCCACUCUCGUCACAACGAGACCGAGACCGUGACUCAAGAGCUGAAGCAGGCCACCGUUCAGAUUCUUUCGUCGGAGACUUCCUCCACCCGUCUGAUCGCCGCUGCUAGCACCAUUGCUUCCAGCUACAUCGAGACAAACCAGAUCCAGAAGGCCACCGAGUUGACCCAGGAGAUCUACCGCCAGAUUGUCAUGAAGGACACUACCAACGCCAAGUCGGUGAAGUUCGAUCUCUCCUCCAAGGAGCGCCAGAGCCUCGUCUUCCUGGCCCAGCUGGAGUACAGCCUUCGUCGCAACACCUCCGUCACGAUCACUGAGAUCCUCGCCGCUUUGACCACGGAGUACGUCUACUUUGAGGAGCUGCGAAGCCAGGUGACCGCGAAGAGCACCAGCAUUCACUCCGUGUCGGUGUCCGCUGCCCGUCUCUACCGCUUCCUGGUCUCCCACGACCGCCACACCGCCGCCAGCCGCGUCUUCGACAUCACUCUGGAAUACUUCCAGAACACCGAAGCCAAGCGCGUCAAGCUGACCGAGACCUCACAGGUCCGGGUUCUGGUUCACACUAUCCUGAGCUACUUCGGCAUCCACCAGUCCCAGGACUUUGUCCGCUCCAUCGGUAUCGCCAGUAACAGCGGUGUCAUUGAGCUGCUCAAGUCCCAGAAGUACACCGAGGCCAGCGACCUGGCCUUGGCCGCCUUCAAAUACAUCUCCGCUCACGAGGUUUACCAGUCUCCUGCCAUCGUCAAGUUCAUCUUCACCCUGGGUAUGAACAUCUCAGGCCGUGGCAUCAUCGCCCGACCCGACGAUGCCAACCGCAAGAAGCUCCUGGGCGUGUCCGCCGUGAUCGUCCAGGACUCCCUGCGGGUCAUCAACGCCCUCAGAAUUAACCUGGCCCAGGUCGACCUCGUGCACCUGAACAACCUGAUCGGCCUGCUCGGCGAUCAGCAAGACUACCAGACCCUUGCCUGGCUGCUCACCAUCCUCUGGAACAGCCGUGAAGCCCAGCGCCACUGGCAGCCAUCCGUCACUCUCGCCCUGGGCCGACGCUACAUCAUGGCUCGCUACCUCGUCGGCGACUCUCUUGCCGCGCUCCGUCUGGCCGAAGACAUCGUCUACAACACGCGUCGCGUCCACGGCGCCCGCCACCCUAGCACGCUCGAGAUGUCCACUUUGCUCUCCCAGCUGUACACCGGUAUCGCACAGCGCUACCAGUCCCUCAAGAAUGGCCAAGAGAUGGCCAACCGGUACUACAAGAAGUCCGCGGCGGUGCACGAGAACAUCCUCCGCGCCUUCAGCGACCCCGCCUACGCCGAGUUGGAAGGUCUAGACGGCAGCAUGAGCCUCGACGGCUCCGCCUACGAGCUAGACAUUCACGACGCGGCUACCAGCACCAUCCCCGAGGGCGAACACGUCCGUCAGCACCUGCACCUGCUCAAGCUCUCUCUCGAGCGUCUGGGUGACUGGCCCAAGGACUACAGCGAGUACGAGCGUCUGAACGCGGACGUGUACCGUGAGUUCCCCGAGGAGAUGAAGGGCAUCGAGGGCGUUGAGAAGUGGAACCUGAAGAACUUUGGUUCCGGUAAGGCCGAGGCCAAGGAUGAUCUGUUAGAUCUGGAUUUCAAGACUUGGGAGCUGGUGGAUACUACUCAGGAGGUUGAGGAGGAGCUGUAG
This is a messenger RNA of Aspergillus melleus, 6189 nucleotides long. RefSeq lists its product as uncharacterized. Lineage: Eukaryota; Fungi; Ascomycota; Eurotiomycetes; Eurotiales; Aspergillaceae. The record is from RefSeq and is a predicted model, not a curated record. The transcript has 3 exons. The coding region runs from base 1 to 6189 and encodes 2062 amino acids. Gene Ontology annotation, molecular function: protein binding.